UCCCUUCUCAGCAUCCCAGGCGGACGGCGCGUUUCGCUGCAUUUUACGGAUAGCCUGCGACAAAGCCACGAUUUGUUAAUACCCGAUCCUCGAUGGUUCUUGCGGAUCGCUGUUGAUAAACAAUAAUGGAUAUGGAGGUCGCAACUCCAGGGGUGUCCAAUGGUGUUGCGACACCAGGACAGGCCUCGUUGGUGGAUUCGAACGCUAUCAUACAAUACUUGACGGAGGUGCUGCAGGUGACUUUGGGAGCUCUGAAAACCGAGCUGGAAAGUACUGGCAGUUUGCUGUCCAAGACAAAGUACAGUGAGACUGUACAACGGUGUACGCGAUUUGCUUCAGAGUCGCAGGUCGCCCUGUAUGUGCAGAAGGAUCUUGUAGCCUCCGAAGAGGCGAAUGGAACAGAGGAUGGUCAAGCAUCGUCUGUCCAGUAUAUUUACAAUCUCUCCGCUGAAAUCUCCUCGUCGUCAACUACGGUCGCGUCCGUAGCCUUUAUCAAACGCCCCACCGCCAUUGAUCCCACGCUUCCCAUACAGUCUCAAAUCCAAGUAAUGAACCUUCCCGGACUGGCAUCGCUUAAUAAUUCCCAAGCCCAACAAGGUGGUUCCAUGUCGCCAUAUGAGAUUUUGCACUUGCUGGUACAUCAUGGGUUGAGCCCCUACUUUGAGGCUUACACACGCAACCAAGAUGUGGUCGGUGGUUCCAAGCCGAGGACGGACACGGAAGUCAAGACGGGUGUUCCAGGAACGAAGAAGAAGUUUGCAGAGCUGGAGCUUGGUCUUUUGCAUUUGCAACAGAAUGUCGAGAUUCCGGCUUUGAACCUGCCGCUCCACGAAGUCGUCCAAGCUGCAUUGGAUGAGGCGGAGUCGCGAGGAGUCAAGCCCUCUGUAGAGCUGAUUCCCUCUACAAUUCUCGAAAAUAGUGCUUUUAUAAACAGCAUUCAAAAUAAUGUCAAUGCCUGGAUCAGAUCUAUCCAGACAAUCACGAAGAUGUCUCGUGACGCUGACAGCGGAUCAGCGGCGCAAGAGAUUAAUUUCUGGCUGUCCAUGGAAACUGCUUUGGAGGGAAUUGAAAAGCAACUGCGUGGUGAUGGUGUCCAAUUGACCAUGGACAUCCUUCGUCAUGCCAAGCGUUACCAAGCGACUCUCAGUUUCGUGGCUGACACUGGUCUGCGCGAGGCCACUGAUUUGGUCCAGAAAUACAACCAGCUUAUGCGAGACUUUCCCUUAGAUGAGCUUCUAUCUGCGACUACACUACAGAAAGUCCAGGAAUCCCUUGGUCUGAUCUUCAACCAUCUCAAUAAGAAGCUGAAGAUUUGCCCGUACCCCAUCAAGCGAGCCCUCGCACUUGUUGAAGCCAUCUCUGGCGAUCUCGACUCGCAGAUUCAUUCCCUGCUUCAUGGCCGAACGAUUUUGCAUUUGGAUUACCGUGAGUUCCGUUCGUUGAUGAAGACGGCUGGCGCGAUCUGGCGGACAUGGGAUGAGAACCUUAAAGAGUUCACCAAUGUCGCUCGUGAGUCAACAAGACGUCGUAAUGAGAAAUUCAUUCCCAUCAAGAUUGCUGCGCGACACGAGAAGACCCAAGAAAGAUUGAAGUACAUCAACACAUUCAGAGUUAACCACGAGCAGCUUCAAAAAACGAUUGUCAAUGUUCUUGGUCCAAAGAGUUCCUCAUCUGGAGAUACGGCCACCGGGACUGGCUCCGACGGUGCUGUGAUUGUUGAGGAAAUCGGCGAUGUGGAUGCUGUCGAGGAAGUCGCUCAAGCAUACGCCGCUCUCAAGAAUGUGGAUGUGCUUGAUGUAUCGUCUGAAGGAACCCAGCUUUGGAUCCAGGAGGAGAUUGCCUACAACGAGCGUACGUCCCGCGUCGAGAAUUCUAUCAUCGCUCGCCUCAGAGAUCGCCUUGCUACCGCAAAGAACGCCAAUGAGAUGUUCCGUGUCUUCUCGAAGUUCAACGCCCUUUUGGUCCGCCCCAAGAUUCGUGGUGCUAUUGGCGAGUACCAAACGCAGCUCAUCGAAAAUGUGAAGCAGGAUAUCACUGCCUUGCAUGAACGGUUCAAGCAACAGUAUGGCCACUCCGAGGCUCACGCCAUGGCCCAAUUGCGUGACCUCCCUCCCGUUUCUGGUGCGAUCGUUUGGGCUCGUCAGAUCGAACGACAGCUUGAUGGUUACAUGCGAAAAGUCGAGGACGUUCUUGGAGAGGAUUGGCACUUGCAUUCCGAGGGCCAGAAACUCCAAGCCGAGGGCAACCUGUUCCGCAAGAAGCUUGAUACUCGGCCGGUUUUCGAAUCAUGGCUGCACGAUGUGCAAAGGCGGCACAUUACCAUAUCUGGACGAUUAUUCAAUGUUGUGCGGAACCGUGCUGCAGGAAACUCUUUGGAGCUUACUGUCAACUUCGAUGCCCAGAUCAUCGCCCUCUUCAAGGAAGUCAGAAAUCUUAUCUGGCUCAAUUUCCAGGUGCCCCAUGCCGUCAGCAACAUAUCCAAGGAGGCAAAGCGAGUGUACCCGUAUGCAAUCAGCUUGAUGGAGAGUGUCCGAACGUUGUUGCAAACAAAUCGCUCGAUUGCUUCUAUGACGGAGGUCGCGAUCCUGUUGAAUGGAUAUCUGAAUGACGCGCAGGGCAUGAUCGUCAAGGGUAUCCCUCUCAGAUGGGAGUCCUUUGUCCACUCAUAUGAGCUUCAUGUCAAGCAAUCAGCCCUGGCUAACGGCGCAAUUGAUUCCACCAUCCCCAGCAGAGGCGAGAGCAAGCACGUUCAAUUUGUCCGUGAAUUUGCUGGCUCAGCAUCGGUUCUCCAAUCUAAGACCGCUGUCCUGGCCUCGAUCAAUGAAAACAUUCAGAAAUCGAUCCAUGAAUUGAAAACAUGCCCUUAUGAUGCCGCCGCUUUCAAGCAGCGCCUGGAUACUAUCCAGGUUGCCGUUGACAAGCUUAACCUGGAGAACUAUGUCAACCUUGGAUAUUGGGUCGCCAACCUGAACCAGAAGAUCGAGUUGAUUCUUCGCGAGCGCCUCCACCGUGCCAUUCGCGAGUGGAUCGCAGCCUUCCAAGAAGCGAAGAACGAACAACAAAACACGCAAACCUCGAUUGGAACCCAGUACCCAGCACCGGGCGAACCAGAGGCUGUGGCCUACAACAUCGAAUUCCCUGAGCUAAUCCACGAAAUCUCAAUGCGCAACCAAGUGCUUCAUCUUGACCCACCGCUGCAAUUUGCCCGCGCAAGCUGGUUCUCGCAAUUCGAUCACUGGUUGGGCGUUAUUUGCAAUCUAGAGAAGAUCAAAUCAUCUCGGUACCAGAUUUCUAUCGACGUGCAAAAGGUUCACCUGUCCGAAUCUUGCUUUGCAACUCUCCCCCAGCACUGCACCAAUGAGCUCAACCAAGUUUACAACGCAGUGGAAGCUAGACUGAAGGAAGUAUCCGCAUACGUCGACAAAUGGUUGCAGUUCCAGUCGCUUUGGGAUCUGCAGUCCGAUAAUGUCUAUGAUAUCUUGGGUGAUGAUCUAUCCCAAUGGCUCCAGCUGCUCCAAGAAAUCAGAAAGAGCCGUGCUACCUUUGAUACUUCUGAGGUCAGCCGCUCAUUUGGCAACAUCAAGAUCGACUACGAACAAGUGCAGACAAGGGUUAACGCCAAGUACGACCAGUGGCAACAUGAAAUUCUUUUGAAAUUCGGAUCGAAACUUGGAGGCCGCAUGAGAGAGGUUCACUCCGAGAUCGCUUCUGCACGACGUGAUUUGGAAGGGCAGACUUUGGAAGCUUCUUCAACGGCACACGCAGUCUCUUUCAUUACAAUUGUCCAGCAAUGCAAGCGCAAGGCUAAGGUUUGGGAACCAGAAGUUGACCUGUUCCGACAAGGCCAGGCCACGCUCGCGCGCCAGCGUUAUCAGUUCCCAAGUGACUGGCUACAUGUCGAGAAUGUCGAUGGCGAAUGGGCCGCCCUCAAUGAGUUGCUCGCACGGAAGAGCAAGAUCGUCCAGGACCAAACUGAGGGUCUUCGUGCAAAGAUCACUGCCGAAGAUAAAGUUAUCAGCGACAAGAUUACUGAGAUUAUUGGCCAAUGGAAUGAUGAAAAGCCAGUGUCUGGUACCAUUCCACCUGAUGAAGCAUCGCGGACACUGAGCUUCUUCCAGUCCCGCCUUGAAGCUCUCCAGUCUGAAUUUGAGAUGGUAUCCAAGGCAAAGGAAGCCCUUGAUCUUCCUGCAAGCACUGAAUCUUCUCUGCCUGCAAUCUUGGAAGAAGUCCAGGACUUCAUGUCCGUCUGGGCGGCGUUGUCGACUAUCUGGAAGAGUCUUCAUGAUCUUAGGGACGGUCUGUGGACUAGCGUGCAACCCAGAAAGCUUCGCCAGUCUAUCGAUGGCUUGAUCAAGAUGACAAAGGAGAUGCCGAGUAGAAUGCGCCAGUACGCCGCUUUCGAACACAUCCAAAAUGUACUUCGCCAGCUACUUAAGGUUAACCCCCUGCUUUCUGAUAUGAAAUCUGAAGCAGUUCGGGAGAGGCACUGGCAGAAGAUUUACAAGGCUCUGAAACCGGGCAAGAGGUUCUCCUUCGUUUCUCUUACUCUUGGAGACGUAUGGGAUCUCCAGCUUGCUACUAGCGAGACGGUCAUCCGCAAUAUCAUUGCCCAAGCUCAGGGUGAGAUGGCCCUAGAGGAGUUCUUGAAGUCUGUUCGUGAAACAUGGCAGAACUACUCGCUGGACCUUGUCAACUACCAGAACAAGUGUCGCCUCAUCCGUGGAUUCGACGACCUGUUUGCGAAAUGCAGUGAGAACUUGAAUUCUCUGCAAGCCAUGAGGCACUCCCCAUACUACAAAGAAUUCGAAGAGGAGGCAUCUUCUUGGGAAGAUAAGCUAAACAGAGUUCAUGUUCUCUUCGAUGUAUGGAUCGAUGUCCAGAGACAAUGGGUUUACCUUGAGGGUGUUUUCACGGGCAAUGCCGAUAUCAAGCACCUCCUUCCUCUGGAGUCCAGUCGCUUCCAGAACAUCAACUCGGAAUUCUUUGCUGUGAUGAAGAAGGUUUACAAAUCGCCUUUCGUGUUAGAUGUGUUGGCCAUCAACGGAGUGCAAAAGUCAUUGGAGAGAUUGGCCGAGCUGCUCAAUAAGAUUCAGAAAGCAUUGGGAGAGUACCUGGAGCGUGAACGUAUCUCUUUCCCCCGUUUCUACUUCGUUGGUGAUGAAGACCUGCUUGAAAUCAUUGGUAACGCAAAUGAUGUCUUGCGUGUCGCCAAGCACUUCAAGAAAAUGUUCGCCGGUCUUUCCGGGCUCCUGAUGGAUGAUGAAAACAACAUUGUUGGAUUUACGUCUAAAGAGGGCGAAGAAGUCCGUCUCAAGAAGGAAGUCAAUCUUGUCAAGACCCCUAGAAUCAACGACUGGUUGAGCGCACUCGAAAGCAACAUGAAAUUGACACUGGCGGAGCUUCUUGGUGAAGCCGUUGAGCAGUUUGAUGGCCUUUACAAUGCGGCUGAAGUCGACCAAACGGCUUUCAACGACUUCCUUGCCAACUACCCAGCUCAGAUUGUUGUUCUUGCCAGUCAAGCCGUGUGGACAAAUGUGGUACAGAAGUCUUUGGAGAACGAGGGCACUAAUCUCCCCGCUUUGUAUGAUGCUCAGGUCAGACUCCUCGAACUGCUUGCCGCUACUGUCCUUGGUGAUUUGGACUCCAUCAGUAGAAAGAAGUGUGAGCAUAUGAUUACAGAAUUCGUCCACCAACGAGAUGUCAUCUCCAAGCUCAUCAAGUUCAAUGCUACAACCCCAAUGCACUACCUGUGGCUCCUUCAAAUGCGUUACGUCUUCAACCCCGAAGCCGACUACCUGCAAAGGUUGUACGUUCACAUGGCAAAUGCCAAGCUGAACUACGGUUUUGAGUACCUGGGUGUUCCAGAACGCCUCGUCCGCACCCCUCUUACUGAUCGCUGCUUCCUGACGCUUACUCAAGCCUUGUGUCAGAGACUUGGUGGCUCUCCCUAUGGUCCCGCUGGUACAGGAAAAACAGAAUCCGUCAAGGCAUUGGGUCUCCAACUUGGCCGCUUUACUCUUGUCUUCUGUUGUGAUGACACUUUCGAUUUCCAGGCAAUGGGCCGAAUUUUCCUUGGUAUCUGUCAGGUUGGAGCAUGGGGUUGCUUUGACGAAUUUAACCGUUUGGAAGAGAGAAUCUUGUCUGCUGUUUCCCAACAGAUCCAGAAUAUCCAAAUUGGUCUGAAGAAUGGAGAAGACGACGAGAAGUCCCAAAUUGACUUGGUUGGAAGACGACUUUCUGUCAACCCUAACACUGGAAUUUUCAUCACAAUGAACCCUGGAUAUGCAGGACGUUCCAACCUGCCCGAUAACUUGAAGAAGCUCUUUAGAAGUGUGGCUAUGUCCAAACCUGACAAGGAACUCAUUGCGGAGGUUAUGCUUUUCUCGCAAGGUUUCAAGCAGGCCAAGCCCUUGUCGAAGCAGACAGUGCCCUUCUUCGACCACUGCGCCGCUAAAUUGUCGAAGCAGGCGCACUAUGACUUUGGUCUUCGUGCCUUGAAGAGUGUUUUGGUUAGUUCCGGUGGUCUCAAGCGCACUCGAAUUGCCACUUCCGACAGUGACUUGGGCCCAGACGAAGUUGUCGAACCUCAAAUCAUCGUACAGAGUCUUCGAGAGACCAUCGCCCCCAAACUGGUCCGAGAUGAUGUUGAGAGGAUGCUGGAGAUUCAAACACAGGACUUCCCUGGCGUGGAGUAUGUGCGAGCCAACUUUGACAAGCUCACCGCGGCCAUCCGUGAGAUCGCUGAAGAGCAACAUUACGUCGACAGCGAGAUGUGGAUCAACAAGGCGCUCCAGCUUCAUCAAAUCCAGACCAUUCACCACGGUGUCAUGAUGGUUGGAAAAUCUGGAUCCGGUAAAUCUGCUGCAUGGAAAAUCCUUCUCCAGGCCUUGCAGCGCAUUGAGGGCGUUGAAGGUGUUUCUCACAUCAUCGACUCCAAGGUCAUGUCCAAGGAGGCACUCUACGGUAACCUUGACAGCACAACCAGAGAAUGGACAGAUGGUCUGUUUACUGGUAUUUUGAGAAAGAUUGUGGAUAAUCUUCGAGGAGAGGACUCGAAGCGACACUGGAUUGUUUUCGAUGGUGACGUUGAUCCCGAAUGGGUUGAGAACCUGAACAGUGUUCUUGACGAUAACAAGCUCCUUACCCUUCCCAACGGAGAGCGUCUCAACUUACCCCCCAAUGUUCGCAUAAUGUUUGAAGUCGAAAGUCUUAAAUACGCCACCCUGGCUACGGUCAGUCGUUGCGGUAUGGUUUGGUUUAACGAGGAUACUGUUACGCCCUCUAUGAUGAUUACAAACUAUGUCGAGUCACUUAGGACAAAGACCUUCGAAGACCUCGAUGAUGACAGUGCUCCUGCAGGACAAGCAGCAAUCAAGACCCAGGACUCUCAGGAAAUGCUUUCAACGAUCCUCAAGCACCUCUUGCAAACCGAUGGACUUGUGAUGAACGCCCUCAGCGAGGCAAAGAAGUACAACCAUAUCAUGGAUUUCACCGAGAUUCGCGGUCUCAACACUUUGUUCAGUCUUUUGAACAAGGCCUGCCGAAAUGUUCUCGAGUACAACAUCCAGCAUGUGGACUUCCCACUUGACUCCGAGCAGAUAGAGUCCUAUAUUUCCAAGAAGCUCCUUCUUGCCCUUGUUUGGUCAUUUACUGGAGACUGUCCAUUGGCAGACCGUCAAUCCUUCGGGCAAUCUGUGUCGGCCCUGUCCACUAUUGAAUUGCCGCCUUAUAAUGAAUCCUCUUUGAUCGACUUUGACAUCACGCUUCCCAAAGCUGAAUGGACAAGCUGGCAGUCACAGGUGCCCUCCAUCGAAAUCAACACCCACUCCAUUACGCAGACCGAUGUGGUUAUUCCGACAGUGGAUACUGUUCGCCACGAAGAUGUUCUCUACUCAUGGCUCGCUGAGCAUAAGCCUUUGUUACUUUGCGGUCCUCCUGGAUCGGGUAAGACGAUGACAUUGUUUGCUGCUCUCAGAAAACUCCCGAAUAUGGAGGUUGUCGGUCUCAAUUUCUCCAGUGCCACCACCCCCGAUCUUUUGAUCAAGACUUUCGAGCAAUACUGCGAAUACAAGAAGACUCUGAAUGGUGUUGUUAUGUCCCCCAACCAGAUUGGACGAUGGUUGGUUCUCUUCUGCGACGAAAUAAACCUUCCCGCCCCCGAUCACUACGGAACCCAGCGAGCCAUUUCCUUCCUGAGACAGCUUGUCGAGCAGAAUGGCUUCUGGAGGACGUCCGACAGGACUUGGGUUACCUUGGACCGCAUCCAGUUCGUUGGUGCUUGUAACCCUCCCACUGAUGCUGGACGUACGCCGAUGGGCGAGCGAUUCUUGCGCCAUUCGCCCUUGAUCAUGGUUGAUUACCCCGGAGAGCUUUCUCUCACUCAGAUAUAUGGCACAUUCAACUCUGCUGUCCUCAAGAUCAUUCCGUUGUUGCGUGGGUACGCUGAGUCACUUACGAAAGCCAUGGUGCAAUUCUACUUGGAAUCCCAGACUAGAUUCACUGCGAAGAUUCAGCCUCAUUACGUGUACUCGCCUCGUGAACUUACUAGAUGGGUUCGUGGUGUCUAUGAAGCAAUCAAACCGCUCGAGAGCCUCUCGGUCGAAGGGCUGGUGCGUAUUUGGGCACACGAGGCUCUGCGUCUUUUCUCCGAUAGACUGGUCGCCGAAGAUGAAAGGAACUGGACAGCUGAUGCAGUUCGCCGCAUUGCCUUGGAACAUUUCCCCACGAUUGAUGACGAGCAAGCCCUUAAGGGACCUAUCUUGUUCUCGAACUGGCUGUCUAAGAACUACGUGCCAGUCGAACAAGAGCAACUCCGUGACUUUGUCAAGGCACGUCUCAAGACUUUCUGCGAAGAAGAAGUAGAUGUUCCUCUUGUGCUGUUCAACGACGUCCUGGAGCAUGCACUGCGUAUCGACCGAGUAUUCCGACAGCCUCAAGGUCAUCUUAUUCUGAUUGGAGUUAGCGGAAGUGGAAAGACUACAUUGUCCCGCUUUGUCGCCUGGAUGAACGGUCUCAAGGUCUUCCAGAUCAAGGUCCACGGAAAAUACUCUUCGGAAGAUUUCGACGAUGAUUUGAGAAGCGUCCUUCGUCGGGCAGGAUGUAAGGGCGAAAAGAUUUGUUUCAUUAUGGACGAAUCUAACGUUCUUGACUCUGGUUUCCUUGAGCGCAUGAAUACUCUCCUUGCCAACGCUGAAGUCCCCGGUCUUUUCGAGGGAGAUGAGUUCUCCUCCUUGAUGACUGCCUGUAAGGAGGGUGCACAGCGACAGGGUCUCCUUCUUGACUCGCAAGAAGAGCUCUACAAGUGGUUCACGCAACAGAUUGUCCGAAACCUUCACGUUGUCUUUACGAUGAACCCGCCUGAAGAAGGGCUGUCGUCGAAGGCUGCCACUAGUCCUGCACUGUUCAACCGUUGUGUUCUCAACUGGAUGGGCGACUGGUCCGACCAAGCCCUUUUCCAGGUCGGCUCUGAACUAACACAGUCGGUUGAUCUGGACAAGCCAAACUUUGUUGCCCCUGACAGUAUUCCGGUGGCCUACCGUGAAUUGAGUCUUCCGGCAUCGCACAGAGAAACGGUCGUGAACUCAAUGGUCUACAUUCACUACUCGUUGCAGAAAUUCAACCAACGUCUGCAGAAGCAACAGGGCAGGACUACUUAUCUGACUCCUCGCCAUUACCUUGACUUUGUUGCUCAAUAUGUGAGACUGUUCAAUGAAAAGCGUGAGGACCUCGAAGAACAGCAGAGGCACUUGAAUGUUGGUCUUGAGAAGCUCAGGGAUACCGUGGACAAAGUCAGCGAUCUUCGCGCUAGUCUUGCACAGAAGAAGACUCAGCUCGAGAAGAAAGAUACCGAGGCCAACGAGAAACUGCAACGCAUGGUUGCCGAUCAGCGGGAGGCAGAGCAACGGAAAUCCGUCUCGCUUGAGGUUCAGGCAGCGCUAGAGAAACAAGAACAAGAAGUAGCCACUCGAAAGGAGGUUGUGCUGAAUGACCUUGCCAGAGCCGAGCCUGCUGUUCUGGAUGCCCAGAAGAGUGUCAGCAACAUUAAGCGUCAACAUCUCACUGAAGUUCGUUCUAUGGGCAAUCCCCCAGCCAGUGUUCGUCUUGCUCUGGAAGCCGUCUGCACUCUGCUUGGACACAAGGUCGAUAGUUGGAAGACUAUCCAGGGUAUUGUACGAAAGGAUGAUUUCAUUGCCAGUAUUGUGAACUACGACAAUGAACGCCAGAUGACUCGGAGCCACCGAAUCAAGAUGCAGAACGAGUUCCUGUCCAAGGAGGACUUCACCUACGAAAGAGUUAACCGUGCCAGUAAGGCCUGUGGUCCUUUGGUUCAGUGGGUCGAAGCACAAGUCAACUAUUCUGCAAUCUUGGACAGGGUUGGGCCUCUUCGUGAAGAGGUUGACCAGCUCGAGGAGCAAGCCUUGCAGACCAAAGCGGAAGCCCAGGCUAUUGAAAACACAAUCCAGGACCUCGAAGCCAGUAUCUCCACAUACAAGGCCGAGUAUGCAGCGCUCAUUAGCGAGACCCAGGCCAUCAAGACCGAGAUGUCCAGAGUGCAAUUCAAGGUCGACAGAAGUGUACGGCUACUCGACAGUCUGUCGUCUGAGCGUGGCCGAUGGGAGGAGGGCAGCAAGUCAUUCGAAACUCAAAUCAGCACUCUUGUGGGUGAUGUCCUCAUUGCGUCUGCAUUCCUUGCCUACGCUGGUUUCUACGAUCAGCAAUUCCGAAAGGCAAUGGUGGAUGACUGGGUCACUCAGCUGGCCCAGUCCGGCAUCAGCUUCAAACCACACAACCCCAUCACGGAGUACCUGUCGAAUGCCGAUGAGCGCCUGACUUGGCAAGACCACUCGCUGCCAGUCGACGAUCUUUGCACCGAAAACGCCAUUGUCUUGAAGCGGUUCAACAGAUACCCUCUGAUCAUCGACCCCUCUGGUCGCGUCACCGAGUUCUUGCAGAAGGAAAGCACGGAGAGAAAGCUCACGGUUACAAGCUUUUUGGACGACUCUUUCGUCAAACAACUGGAGAGUGCCUUGCGUUUCGGAAACCCAAUUCUUAUCCAGGAUGCCGAACAUCUGGAUCCCGUCCUCAAUCAUGUUCUCAACAAGGAGUACCAGAAGACUGGAGGACGUGUUCUUAUCCAGCUUGGCAAGCAGGAAAUCGACUUUUCUCCUUCGUUCAAACUCUUCCUUUCGACUAGAGACCCAUCUGCAUCGUUCCCACCAGAUGUGUGCAGUAGAACCACUUUCGUCAACUUUACUGUCACGCAGAGCAGUUUGCAAACUCAGUCGCUCAACGAAGUGCUGAAGUUCGAGCGACCUGAUGUGGAUGAGCGACGUACCAACCUUGUCAAAUUGCAAGGAGAAUUCAAGGUUCACUUGCGUCAACUUGAAAAGCGUCUCUUGCAAGCAUUGAACGAGUCCCGUGGCAAUAUUCUUGACGAUGACAAUGUCAUCGAAACUCUGGAGACUCUUAAGAAGGAGGCCGCUGAAAUUUCGAAGAAGAUGUCGGAAACCGAGGGCGUCAUGACUGAGGUCGAAAAUGUCACACUCAACUACAGCAUCAUUGCCCGAGCCUGCAGUGCUGUGUUUGCAGUAUUGGAGCAACUUCACCACAUCAAUCAUUUCUACCAAUUCUCUCUCCAGUACUUUGUUGACAUCUUCAACUCGGUACUUUAUCAGAACAAGCGUCUUGCCCAAGAGAAAGACCAUUCCGCUCGCGUUCAGAUCAUUCUUCGGGAUCUGUUCGUUACAACCUAUCAGCGAACUUCGCUAGGGUUGAUCCAGAAGGAUCGAAUCACACUGGCCAUGCUGCUCGCCCAAGCUGUGCCCUUCGCGAUGGACAAGAGCAUUAUUGACAUCAUCCUUGAUGAAUCAUCAGAAGGUACAGACCUGUCGACGACCCCCGAACUUCGCGAUCAAGUCAUGAGCCGUAUCGCGAACAUGUCGCUUUUCAAGUCCACUAUUUCAGCCGUGUCUUCUGAACAAUGGGACCAAUUCCUCAGCGAAGAGCUUGCUGAAAAUGCUGUCCCUCCUAUCUGGGAAGAGAACACAAUUGAUCUGGACAAGUUACUCCGAUCUCUCCUUCUUGUGAAACUGUGUAGAAUGGAUCGGUUUGUGCCCACUGCUGAGCGCUUUAUCGAAGCCGUUUUCGGUCGGGAGUUGUUUGAGGGAAGCAGCGACCUGAAGGACGUUGUGGAACAAGUCACAGCGACUACGCCAAUCUCUCUUAGUUCAAGCCCGGGCUUCGAUGCCAGUUACAAGGUUGAUGCGCUUGUCGAGCGCACACACGCAACCUGUGCCAACAUUGCAAUGGGCUCCAACGAAGGUCUCCAGAGCGCCGACAAGGCAAUCAGCAACGCUGCAGCGGCAGGCACCUGGGUGUUGGUCAAGAACGUGCAUCUGGCUCCAUCUUGGCUCCAGAGUCUAGAAAAGAGACUUGACUCGCUCAAGCCGCACAAAGACUUCAGACUCUUCCUUUCCAUGGAAUCUAGUCCUAAGAUUCCUGUCAAUCUGAUCCGCGCUUCCCGCGUGCUUAUGUACGAACAGCCUGCGGGUGUGCGCGCCAACAUGAAAGAUUCCCUGUCUUCUUUGUCAGUAAGGGCCGGCAAGCCUCCGGUCGAAAAGGCCCGUGUCUACCUCUUGCUCUGCUUCUUGCAUGCCGUCGUCCAAGAACGUCUACGGUAUGCUCCCAACCUUGGUUGGAAGGGAUUCUGGGAGUUCAACGAUAGUGAUUACCAAUGCUCUGCCUACAUCAUCGAUGUGUGGGUUGACACCGUUUCUCAAGGCCGCUCAAACGUUGCGCCUCAGAAACUUCCUUGGGACAUGAUCCGCACCCUUGUGACAGAGAUGUAUGGUGGUAAAAUUGAUGACAGCGAAGACUUCCAACAGCUGGAGAGUCUCGUCACCAGCUUCCUCACUCCAGCCGCCUUUGAGGACGAGUACAAAUUGGUCUCUGGCGUCGAGAAAGAUGACUGCCUGGCCCUUCCUGGAGAAACAAGCAUCCGCGACUUUGUCGAAUGGGUUAACCGCCUUCCUGAGCGCGAACCACCCACAUACCUGGGUCUGCCUGCCAACGCGGAGAAGUUGUUGCUGGUUGGUCAUGGUAAGAAGAUGAUUUCUGAUUUGUCCAAGUUGACAAACCUGUUGGAUGAAGGGGAGCAAUUGAUGGUCGAUGCUUGAGUUUAUUGACUGUAUUGAUUUUUAUUUUGCAUUUUCUUGUAUAUCAACAUGACAAGGUGGAUAUACCUCUCCUUGGAGGUUGAUGGAUAUAGUCUCUCUUCCCCUCUUUUUU
This is a messenger RNA of Aspergillus wentii DTO 134E9, 13287 nucleotides long. RefSeq names its product dynein heavy chain. Gene Ontology annotation, biological process: microtubule-based movement. The coding region runs from base 126 to 13175 and encodes 4349 amino acids. Gene Ontology annotation, cellular component: dynein complex. NCBI's taxonomy places the organism in Eukaryota, Fungi, Ascomycota, Eurotiomycetes, Eurotiales, Aspergillaceae. The transcript is spliced from 3 exons. The record is from RefSeq and is a predicted model, not a curated record. Gene Ontology annotation, molecular function: minus-end-directed microtubule motor activity; dynein intermediate chain binding; dynein light intermediate chain binding.